Molecule: messenger RNA, 436 nt
Organism: Prorocentrum cordatum
Lineage: Eukaryota; Dinophyceae; Prorocentrales; Prorocentraceae
Source: the annotation of a GenBank genome assembly
UGGGAAGACGUCUAUCUCUCUGCUGCAGGACCUAGAUGGCGUGAGGAGGCUGCCCAACCAGUCUGGUCAGAACGGCUGCAGGAGUUCGUGCAGGUCGGCUUUGCGAGUUGGGGACUUCCUGUGCAGCGCUGGCGUGAAGAACGGGAACGAUGGCAGUCGAGACCUGCUCAGCAACCGUGCCCCGGCAGCGAAAGCCCUAGAUACUGCGCCGGAUGUCGUUGCAUCCCUACCGAUGCGGAUGCGGGUGCAGAUCGAGGGAGACAGCAAAACCACGGUCGAGUGGCUCAACGGGCGGUGGGACAUGCAGAACUCACGGCUGGCGCCGGCAUUAGCUCGAGCGCGCCGUAGUUUGUACGUGGCUUGGGGGACGGGCAGAGUGACCGUCGCACCGGACGGGGCAGAUUGGGCUCGGCACAUCUACCGGGAGUACAACAAG